GCCGACAAAGGCCGCUCGUCGCCCGGCCGACCGGGGACGACCAAACCGGACAGAGGUGAUGGCGGCGACGCUAACUGCUGAGAUGGUGUCCAAACCUGUGCACGGCCUGCCCUUUCUCCCGGGCAUGUCCUUUACGGACUCCACGAAAACAGCAUUUCAUAGAAGCCAGACGUUGGGCUACAGGAACCGCUAUGCGAUUGUUAGACGUCCAACAGUUGGCCGGCUCCAGAUCAACCAGCUGUCCCAAGCUGAUGUGGAUGAGUUGGCCAAUAAGGCACCAGUUCUAACUUAUGGCCAACCUAAGCAGGCCCCACCUGCCAGUUUUAUUCCUGCACAUGUGGCUUUUGACAAAAAGGUCCUGAAAUUUGAUGCCUACUUCCAGGAAGUUGUUCCCAUGUCAAAUGAAGAGCAUUGCAGGAUCCAUCACGUGAACAUUUACUACUACCUAGAAGAUGACAAGUCUAUCAUACAGCCUGUUGUGGAAAACUCUGGGAUUCCUCAAGGCAAGUUAAUCAAACGUCAGCGGCUACCCAAGAAUUACCAGGAAGACCAUUACCACUGGAAAGACCUAAACCGAGGAAUAGACAUUACGAUUUAUGGCAAAACUUUCCACAUUGUUGACUGUGACUGAUUCACACGGGUGUUUUUGGAAAGCCAAGGGAUUGAAUUAAAUCCACCAGAGAAGAUGGCUCUCGAUCCUUACAUUGAACUCCGGAAACAGCCUCUCCAUAAAUAUGUCACUCCAUCAGACUUUAAUCAACUCAAGCAGUUUCUCACCUUUGACAAACAAGUUCUUCGAUUCUAUGCAAUCUGGGAUGAUACAGACAGCAUGUUUGGGGAAUGUCGGACCUAUGUCAUUCGUUACUAUCUUAUGGAUGAUACAGUGGAAAUUCAAGAAGUCCAUGAACGAAAUAAUGGGAGAGAUCCCGUCCCACUCCUGAUGAACCGCUAGCAUAUACCUAAGGUUUUCGUGGAGAAUGCAAAGAACUUCCCUCAGUGUGUGCUGGAAAUCUCUGAUCAAGAGGUGUUGGAAUGGUACACCGCCAAAGACUUCAUUGUUGGGAAACCAGUCACUCUCCUUGGGAGAACUUUUUUCAUUUAUGAUUGUGACCCAUUUACUCGACAGUGUUACAAAGAAAAGUUUGGAAUCUCCGAUUUACCACGCAUUGACAUGAGCAAGAAGGAACCACCUCCUGUAAAACAGGAAUUGCCUCCCUAUAACAGUUAUGGAUUAGUUGAAGACUCUGCUCAAAAUUGCUUUGCUCUCAUUCCAAAACCUCCAAAAAGAGAUGUUCUUAAAAUGCUGAUGAAUGAUAACAAGGUCCUUCAUUAUAUGGCUGCCCUGGAAUCCCCCAUCCCAGAAGACAAAGACCGCCGAUUUGUCUUCUCUUAUUUUGUAGCCACUGACAUGGUAAGUAUCUUUGAGGCUCCUGUUCGCAAUUCUGGUAUCAUUGGGGGCAAGUACCUUGGCAGAACCAAAGUUGUUAAACCAUACUCUUCUGUGGAAAACCCUGUCUACUAUGGCCCUAGUGACUUCUUCAUUGGUGCUGUGAUUGAGGUGUUUGGCCACUGCUUCAUCAUCCUUGAUGCAGACGACUAUGUUGUGAAGUACAUGGAGAGCAAUACUGCUCAGUUUUCACCAGAAGCACUCUUGUCAAUUCAGAACCAUAUUCAUAAGCGAGAAACUCCUGCACCAGAUUUAGAAAGCAAUCAAACUGAAGAGGAUCCAGGCGUGCAAGAACUGGAAGCAUUAAUAGAUACAAUCCAGAAGCAACUGAAAGAUCAUCCAUGCACAGACAACAUUCGCGAAGCAUUUCAAGUACAUGACAAGGAAGCAUCGGGAUAUGUGGACAAAGAGACAUUUUUUAAAAUCUGUGACUCUCUUAACCUCCCAGCUGAUGAUUCCCUGAUUAAGGAGCUGAUCAGGAUGUGCUCUCAUGGAGAAGACAAGAUCGACUACUAUAACUUCAUCCGUGCAUUCUCAAACUGAUCUAGCUGAUGAGAGAAUGCAAUACAAUUUUUUGAGGUUGGACCUACACUUUGAAAUAUCUUGUACUCUUUGCAAAGGCAUUUACCAAGCUCUUGAAAUUAAAAAAAAAAAAAAGACAAAGCAGAAAAAAUGUGCCUUAUUUUGGUAAUCAUGUUGCUAUAGCAACAACAUAGUGAUACACAGAAGAGCUUUCAAAGUUAUACUGGUAAUAAA
Messenger RNA from Manis javanica (Malayan pangolin), 2203 nucleotides. Lineage: Eukaryota; Metazoa; Chordata; Mammalia; Pholidota; Manidae. The record is from RefSeq and is a predicted model, not a curated record.